AUGGAGGCCGACUCAGACAAAGGGAAGUUGCCGAGCCAACCUAAGGAAGCCCAAGCCAUAACGUUGUUGAGAAGCGGGAAAGUGGUGGACAAUCACGUGGAAAUGCCGAAACUUGAUGAACCGAAGCCGACCAACCAGCCCGUGGAAACAAACGAGAGUGCAGAGAGGAGCACAGAGACCAAUUCGAGGAAACAGAUAGACGGUUCGAAGAUACACAAGUCACCAAAUCCCUUCAGACCAAGUAUUCCUUUUUCGGACCGACUCAGGAACGAGAAGCAAAAAAAGCAGUUCCGAGAUCUUUUCAGCAUGCUCUCCAAAGUGAAUGUCAACUUGCCGCUCCUCGACGUGAUUAAGAAUAUGCCAUCAUAUGGUAAGUUCUUCAAGGACUUGGUGACCAAGAAGAGGAAGUUUGAGGAUGGAGAGAAGGUGGUGGUGUACGAGGCUGCGAGGGCCAUGCAGCACGACUUGCCCAAGAAAGAACGUGACCCCGGUGGUUUCAUUAUCCAGAUAGCAUUGGAAAAUGGGAAGGUAGCUUCGGGGAUGCUGGACCUCGGAGCCGAAAUAAAUCUCAUGCCCUUCUCGAUUUUUCAGAGGCUCGGCCUUGGGGAUUUGAGGCCAACUCGAAUGUGCCUCCAGUUAGCAGACCGUUCCAUCAGGUACCCGAAGGGAAUAGUCGAGGAUGUGCUCGUGAGGGUAGGUAAGCUUAUCAUUCCAGUGGAUUCCGUGGUUCUAGACGUUGGGGAUGUGCACGAGAACGGGAAGGAUCACACAAUCCUUCUCGGGAGACCUUUCAUGGCGACAACUAACACGCUCAUCGAUGUGAAGAACGGUACUCUGAAUAUGACAGUUUUGGGGGAGACGGUGUCUAUUUCUGUCCGAGAGGCAAUGUCCUCAUCCUCAGUCAAUUUUGUAGAGGAAUGUUCUUUCAUUGACCUUCCUAACCCUUUUAUUGAUGAGAUGGUAUGCCGGGAGUUCGAGGAAGUAUCGUUGCCGGCCUUCGAGGAAGAGGAAGGGCCUACAGUAGAGCUUUUUGAAGUAGGAGAAAGUCAUUCCCGAACCGAGACCAUACUUGAGCUUAAGGAGCUGCCCAAGCAUCUUAAGUAUGUCUUCUUAGACGAUGCCCAGCAGAAAUCGGUGAUAAUCUUUGCUGAGCUUGACAGUGAAGAAGAAGAAGAGCUGGUAGCCAUGCUUCGAAAGAAUCAGAAAGCAAUAGGGUGGAGCCUGGGAGACAUAAAGGGGAUCAGUCCAUCUACUUGCAUGCACCGGAUUUUCUUGGAGGAGGGAGCCAAGCCGUUUCGGGAUGGCCAUGAGUGGGUUAGCCCUAUUCAUGUGGUGCCGAAGAAGGGAGGCAUAACCGUGAUCGAGAAUGACAAGAAGGAGUCGGUUCCCACCCGCAUUACUACCGGGUGGCGCAUGUGCAUUGACUAUAGGCGACUGAACGCUGUGACAAAAAAAGACCAUUUCCCGUUGCCGUUUAUUGACCAGAUCCUUGACCGUCUGUCGGGCCAUUAG
Messenger RNA from Striga asiatica, 1512 nucleotides. Lineage: Eukaryota; Viridiplantae; Streptophyta; Magnoliopsida; Lamiales; Orobanchaceae. The record is from the annotation of a GenBank genome assembly.